Sugiyamaella lignohabitans is the source of this 447-nucleotide messenger RNA. RefSeq names its product Fap7p (gene FAP7). Bases 1 to 447 code for a protein of 148 amino acids. The transcript has 2 exons. Gene Ontology annotation, molecular function: ATP binding; AMP kinase activity; ATP hydrolysis activity. The record is from RefSeq and is a predicted model, not a curated record. Gene Ontology annotation, cellular component: nucleus; cytoplasm. Lineage: Eukaryota; Fungi; Ascomycota; Dipodascomycetes; Dipodascales; Trichomonascaceae.
AUGCAUUUUUUUCGCUAUCUUAUCUACCUGCAUGACAUCAGAUAUAAAUUUCACCACUUGGUGCAAGCUGAUGAAGAACGUAAGAGUCACAUUGUUGAUGAAGACAAGGUAAUGGAUGCUAUUGAAGAUGACCUCGAAAAGGGAGGUUUGAUUAUUGAUUGGCAUGUAUGCGACAUAUUCCCAGAGAGACUUAUCGACCUAGUGGUCGUGUUACGUACUGAUAAUACGAUACUUUAUGAUCGAUUGAAGAAGCGUGGUUACACUGACAAUAAGGUUGAAGAGAAUAUCGAUGCAGAGAUCAUGCAAGUAAUUCUUGACGAGGCCCAGGAAGCUUACGCGGAGGAGAUUGUCAUUGAACUGGAGAGCAACGAUGUUGAUCAGAUGGAUUCCAAUGUAGAGAGGAUAGUUGCUUGGAAAAAUCAAUGGGAGAAGGAUAAUAAGGAGUAA